UUGACUAGAGGAAAAAAGAUUGCGGGAUUUAGUAGCUUGUUUUGUCGCAGUAUUUGUUGUCCGAGUAGUUGUAAAAAUGCGUCGCCGAGGUGGUGGGGUUGGAGCCAUUAAUAAGAAACGAUUAGCGGAAGCGAAAUUCAAAGACAAGGGAACGUCGAUUGCGGAAGACCAAUUGGCUCAAAUGUCAAAGCAACUCGAAGCUUUCCGUACCUACCUGGAGGACUUCGCUACGAAACACAAGAAUGAUAUUCGCAAAAGCCCAGAGUUUCGAACGCAGUUUCAGGAAAUGUGUGCCACGAUUGGCGUCGACCCUUUGGCGUCGGGGAAAGGUUUUUGGUCUGAAAUGCUCGGUGUGGGUGAAUUCUACUACGAACUUGGGGUCCAAAUCAUCGAGGUAUGCCUGGCGACACAACACAGAAAUGGGGGACUGAUGUAUUUAAAUGAGCUGCUUUUGAAAGUGAGAACAACGAGAGGAAAGUCGAAGCAAGCCCAAGACGUGAGCGCUGACGACUUGAUGCGAGCUAUAAAGAAACUAAAAAUUCUAGGCAAUGGUUUUACACUGUUGAAAGUUGGGGAUGGAAAUAAUUAUCUAGUGCAGUCUGUCCCAGCAGAACUAAACAUGGAUCAUACAAGUGUACUGCAAGCUGCCAAGGACACGGGAAACACUUCUAUACCACAAUUGAAGCAAAAAUUGGAAUGGGAAGAAGAGAGAGCCAAGUUAGCCGUUGACUACAUGGUAAAAGAAGGGCUUGCAUGGGUUGAUAUGCAGACCAGACCUCAACUGUAUUGGUUCCCUGGACUUUUUACUGAGACAUCUUAAAGGUCUUGGUGAUGUUUAUCAGAUUAAUUUGUGGGGAAAACGAUAAUUUCUAGCAGAAUACAAAUCAUGAAAAUGUAGUAACAGUAUUAUUUUAUAAAGAAUUCCUGUGCAACGAUUUAAAAAUGAAUUACUCUCAACAUGCUAACCCAUGUAAUAAUGUUUUUAUAUCAAACCAGGGAGUAAGGUGCAUAAAUAGGAGAAACUUAGCAAAUGUACCUUGGUAAGAAAAUAAUUUGUUCUCCCCACGAUACCAACCAUGUGAUGAUGUCCAUCUCCAGAAAAAACAUACACAACAGAUACAAACUGUUAAUUUUGUCUUUAUUAUUGUAAGUACAUAAUAACACCAAUAUUUUACUAAAAUACUUUACAAUCUAAAAAAAAUGUACAUACUUGACAAUUGUUAAUAAAUGAAUGUCAUUUUCA
This is a messenger RNA of Saccoglossus kowalevskii, 1243 nucleotides long. RefSeq names its product vacuolar-sorting protein SNF8-like. Gene Ontology annotation, cellular component: ESCRT II complex. Gene Ontology annotation, biological process: protein transport to vacuole involved in ubiquitin-dependent protein catabolic process via the multivesicular body sorting pathway. The record is from RefSeq and is a predicted model, not a curated record. NCBI's taxonomy places the organism in Eukaryota, Metazoa, Hemichordata, Enteropneusta, Harrimaniidae.